Molecule: messenger RNA, 2025 nt
Organism: Clavispora lusitaniae ATCC 42720
Lineage: Eukaryota; Fungi; Ascomycota; Pichiomycetes; Serinales; Metschnikowiaceae
Cellular component (GO): nucleus
Molecular function (GO): histone binding; protein heterodimerization activity
Source: RefSeq, a predicted model, not a curated record
AUGGAAUACGGCUCCACCGAUCCACCAUGUGUCCACGUGACGUCCUCACUUUGUAGCCGUCUGAUCCAAAGACACAUCUGUAUGGCCCAUGAAAAACUGAUUUCGCUAGCGGAAAUCGGCGAUUUUUCAUCGGAAGAAGAGCUCGACCGGGCCUUGCGCCAAGACUCCGCAGAACUCGAAAACCGCCUUCGCCAAUUGAAACAAGACUCGUCGGCUCGUUUUCUUCGCAGAUGGGACGAAAUCAUCUCCAAAUAUUCCCAGAUCGACGACAACACACAGAGCGACGAAAUUGAUCUUCGUACGGGCGAGAUUGUGCGAGAUAAUGGCCACCUUCGAUCUUUGGCCACAGAUGGGUCGCUCCACGGCGUCUCGAUCCAGUCUAGUAUCUGGGCUGGCGACUAUGACUUUGAACGGGGUCUCAAGGCCGAGGAGAAGGAGCGAAGACACCAACAAAGGGCCAAGAGGCGGCUUAAGGAGAGACUCAAGACACAGCAGUUGUUUCGAACAGCUUCGGCGGGUCCGGUCUUGCUCUCGGAGCCUUUGCAAGAUAAUCUUCUGAUACUCAGCCCGUCGCCGACAAAAAAGCAGAGAACUGCAGCGUCAAGUCCGCUCAAGGAGCGACAGAGCCCAGAACCGUGGACUCAGUAUGAGAGAGAAGAGAAAAUGCGCAAAGAUUACAAAUCUGAACGCAAGAAUGCAAGUUUAAGGGAAAACAUCAAGUGGGACCAGAAAAAUCGCCCGGAUUUGAUCUACCGGCUGCUGUCGGAGCUGCUUGCGAGCGACAUGGACAGUCCGGUGAAACUGAGCUUGAAAUUUCUCGAACAGUUGGACUUACACAGUCCCCAAAAGCUCGAUCUACGGCAGUUUGAGCUUUCGAAGCGGGAUUCAUUUGACGAAAGACCGGGUUUGGAGUAUCCCCAUAGCUCAGAGCUUGAAAUAACAGAGACCCAUGGCAAUUCCUCCUCUCCAAAGUGCCGAAAUGGGGUUUCAGACGUACAAAGCCCGAAAAGGUCUACGACAGAGAAAUACGCAAUUGUGUGUGAAACUUCUCCUUUUUAUGACCAUUCAAGUGCUCCGCUGGAUUAUAAGUUAGAAGGCCCAAUGUAUUCCCAUGGAUCACCAAACGGCAGCCAUCUGUUCCUGAUACGGUCUGACCUCGUUGAAACGCCACAGAUUGCCCUUUAUCCUUGUGCUUUUGGGUGUUCUUACACGUCCGACUCUAAAACAGCAUACAGAGCCCAUUUGCUCUCGACACACGCUCACCUGCUUCUUCGAAUCGGAUACCCCGUCAAAAUCUCCGACUCAAACCACAUUUCACAUAAUGAACACAUUUCAGAACUCACCAUUCUUCGCUUGACGUUGCAUUUCCCACUUCGAAUCCAGAUGCCUUUGAAACCGUAUUCGUGUGGCCGGGAAUUCAAGUACGGGAAAUGCCAGCGCAUAUUUUUGGACGAAAAAAGUGCCCAGGCCCAUCAAGAAGCCUAUCCCCAUGAGUGUUCUGCUCGAAGACAGGUUCUUCUCUGCCCCAUUUUAGGAUGCGACUUUAUGACCGAUGAAGGUUAUAAAGAAUGGAAAGAUCACGUCCUGGGACACGAAAGAGAGCAAACCAAAAAGUUCAGCGUGGUUCCAAUUGAAGAUGCAGAAGUUUCCGAUAUAUUCAGCGAUUCUGUCUCAAGCCUAAGUUUUUCAGAAGAUGAGGAGCAAAAGGAAGGCGCAAAUCUGAAUGGCAUUCUGCAAGAAUCAAACCAUUCUGGAAUAGAGCAAAAUUCAAAUGGCGAAACGUCCCAACAUAGAUCCGUUUCCCAAAAGCCGAUACACGACAUUCUGAAAGACAACGAAUCGUACACUUUGUCCAAACUUGAUAAUCUCAUUACAUCACAUCAUAUCACAUCGUCUCCAGUUGAGGAGAAAAAAGCCCCUCCUCAAGCCUUCGACAUUUGCUCCAACGCCAGCGAAGACGAUUUCUCCGCAGUAGGCGGGACUAUAGAAUACGAUUCCAUCGACGAGUUUUUCCAGCUGGACUGA